This is a messenger RNA of Lodderomyces oxycetoniae, 4152 nucleotides long. It is a transcript of the gene MHP1, whose product is annotated as Mhp1p. NCBI's taxonomy places the organism in Eukaryota, Fungi, Ascomycota, Pichiomycetes, Serinales, Debaryomycetaceae. The record is from RefSeq and is a predicted model, not a curated record. The transcript has a single exon. Bases 1 to 4152 code for a protein of 1383 amino acids.
AUGUCAGCCAAAGACGAGGAUCAAUUAUUUAUGAAAGCUGACGGUAACCAACGACAGACAACUGGUUUGGUAAAGGAAGCUUCUCAAACAUCAAACGAUAGUACUGCUACUGUUGCUACUGCUGCUGCUGUUGCUGCUGCUGCAGAGGGGAAAACCGACAUUACACGGGAAGAAAUAGAUGUUCUUAAAAAAAUGAGAGAUGUUUUGAAAGAGGAGUCUAAUAUGUAUUCAAAGGGUGUGCGAGAUACCGACGUUGACUGGUUCAUGACAGAUUCAUCAAUCGACCCCCAUGCCUCCACGCUUAAUUACCACAAUGCCAGCAAGUCUAGCCUGACCGAUACUACUUCUACCACCGCCACCACUACCGCCACCACUACCACUACCAAUACCACCAAUAAGCAAGAAGAGGCAAAUAAUGAACACAUACCUUCUCAUUCUGUUAGCACCCAUCUUAGCACCACCAUUUCCAAUUCCAAUGAUGCAAUUUCAACAAAAACAAAACCUACAAUUACUCCUAUUCUAGAAGAAAAUAUAGCAUCCUCCCCAUCAAAUCAUAGCGAUUAUUCAAGCUAUCAAAAACCAAAACGGAAAAGCUCUCAAAAGGGCGGCUUGUUUUCAAAACUCAAGGGAAAGUUUUACAAAGAAACCCAAGAGCUAGUCUCUUCAAUACCAACGGUGAAUAACAGUAGUAAUAAUAAUCACGCUAGUCACAGUAGUCACAAUAGUCACAAUAGUCACAAUAAUCAUAUUAUUAGUAAUCCCCCCAUAUUUAAGCCAAGUUACUCCCCAUCAUUAUCAAAUGAUCCUAAAGCUAAUAAACCGCAUCAGGCAACAACACCAUCAUCCCAAGGCAUACCAGGUAGCGACACCUAUCCAUCAAUUCAUUUAAAGAGAACUAUGUCAAAUCCGGCAUAUACAAAGACCACAAAAGAUCCAAGGUUAGAAGAAUACAUCAAAUUCUAUCAACAAAAAGAUUUGCGGCGUUCAUCAAUUGCGUCAAGAAGAUCCUCAGCCACUUCGGGAAAAAACGACGAUAAUCAAUUUCCUGGUGUUUUAGUAAAUGGGUAUGACAAUGUAACGUAUAAUCAGCAAGCAUCACCAACGAGCAAUCCACAACUUCAAACCGAAUCAAAACUACCUGGAUUUUUUAGAAGAAAAAGUGUUUCCGCUUCAUCUGACCUGUCUAAUUUGGCUCGUCAGAAAUCUGCUUCUCCUUCUGCACUGCCUAGUCUUUCAACAACAUCGCUGGCAACAACAACAACAACAACAGCAGCAGCAACACAGAUCCCAGGAAUCAAUUUGAAUCCAAGCUUCAAAGGUUUGAAACCAUUGAAAAGAGUUGCGUUUCAUUCAUCUACUUUUUUGAUUGAUCCCCCACAACAGAUUCCAUCUAGAACUCCUAGAAAGGGAAACGUCGAGGUUUUGCCGAGUGGUGAAAUCCGCAUUAAUCCUUUGUCAAAAGAAGAUAAAAUCGCAAUGGAAAAAUCUCUGAUGGGAAUGGGCGGUGGAAUUGUUGUUGGUGGUACAGGUGCAUCAGGUUACCUUAGAAAAGAUGCAUCUGAACCUGUCAAGAAAGAUGAUGCAGAAGGAGGUGAAGGUGAAGGUGAAGGUGAGGGUGAGGGUGAGGGUGAGGGUGAAGGUGAGGGUGAAGGUGAAGGUGAAAGUGAAGGUGAAGGUAAAAAUGAAGGUGAAGGUGAAGGUAAAGAUCAAAAUGGUUCUGAUUCUGAUGAAAACGAGCCGGCAAUAAGUCAACGAGCAAAAGGUAUCGCCAUUGAUACACCAAUGGCACAGCAACAUAAAGUCAACUAUACACAACCGGUGAAGUUUAUGGCUCUCGAUACAAUGUAUUCUCGAUGCUGUCAUUUACGAGAAAUUUUGCCAAUACCUGCUAUAUUGAAACAAAUCCCCCCUGGCUCCCUAGCGCCGCUCCCUGUGUUGCAACUUAGAAAUCCAACUCCAACCAUGAUUGAGAUCCAAACGUUUGCAGAUUUUUUGCGAAUAGCUCCAAUUAUGUGCGUUUCAUUAGAUGGUGUUAGUUUAUCAAUAGAGCAAUUCAAAAUAUUGCUAGCAGCAAUGAGCGCAAAGAAACAAUUGGAGAAAUUGAGUUUGAGAAACACACCUAUAAAUGAAGAAGGCUGGUCUUUACUUUGUUGGUUUUUAUCUAGAAACACUGUUUUGAGCAAAUUGGACAUUACCCAGUGUCCAGCCUUGUCUGUGAACGUUUUGAAGAAAAAGAAGAGAAGAGCAACUAGUGAUUCUAAAAAGGUCGAGGAACAUAUUGAACGCAUGACAUGCAAUAAGGACAAUAGAUCAGAUGUUGAUUGGUCAUUGUUCGUUGCUACACUAGUUGCAAGAGGUGGUAUUGACGAAUUAAUUUUAACUGGUUGUUGUGUAACCGAUGUUGAAGUCUUUGAAAAUUUGAUGAAAUUAGCUGUACUGAAAAGAACUACACGCUUGGGACUAGCCUUCAACAAUUUGACUCCAAAACACUUGAAAAUCGUAGUAGACACAUGGCUAUUUAGUGACUUUGCUCGUGGGUUGGAUUUGGGCUAUAAUGAUUUUUCAAGUACUCAAAUGUUGAAGAUAUUCUUGGAAUAUAGUACGAAAUGUGCCGAUUUUGAAAAAGUAUUGUCCAAAGCAACGCUUUCUUUCCUAAGCUUGAAUUCGACAAAUUCUGUCUUUAGUGAUACUUUUAAAGAAGUUUUUGAGACUGUUUUGCUAAGACUUCCAAAUUUGAAGUACAUGGAUUUAUCGAAUAACCAACGUUUGUUUGGCACAUUUGGUAAAAGCAAUGAUGGUAUUACAUCGUACAACAGUUUACAAGAGCUGAACGAAUCGUCAAUUGUGCAGUAUUUCACAUCAAAGUUUCCAUUGUUUCCUAAAUUAAUCAGAUUGCACUUGGAAAAUGAGAAUUUCAGUCAGUCAUCCAUCUUGCAAAUAGCUAAGAUUCUUCCAUUUUGCAAAAACUUGGGUUAUUUCUCCCUUCUUGGGAAUCAUAUUGAUUCAAUAUCAGCAACAGCUCUAGUCAACUCCGUCAAGAACUCUAAAACAUUGAUUAAUUUAGAAUGCAAUUCAGAUAGUUUCCCCGAGUUGUUCAAGGAGAGAAUUGGAUUAUACACAAUGAGGAAUAUGGAAAGGGUAUUGUAUGCUGCGAAAAAGACCGAUUCAUCAUCAUCAUCAUCAUCAACAACAACAACAGCAGCACCAGCAAUAUCAGACCCAUCCUCACCAUCAACAUCAACAUCAACAUCAGUAUCACUAACUGAACAGUUCAAUGCGAUUUUGUCUUUAAAAGCUCAACAUAAAUUAGAUUUAAAUUCACAAGAGGUUAAAACGUUCUUAGCCAGAGCAUAUGCAAUACGUAAGGAAUUGAAGGGGUCAAUUGACGAGUUACUUAGACUACAAUUGAAAAAUGAAUUGGAUAUUGAUGGAAAGGAGACUUUGAUCAGAUUGAUUUUUAUUGAUUCUAGCAUUGAGCAGGGCUUACAGUUGAUUGAUCCUGGUUUGAUUGAUUCUGUUUCUACUGAAGCCAAUAUGUAUUUGGUCAAUAAUGGUGAAGGUCAAGUAAAAGCAGGAAAAGGAGAAUUUGAAGCAGGAGCUCACUCUCAUGAUGGUCAAACUCAUUUACAUGUGGCGCCUGAUAUCCCUGCAGUAGUUUCUCCAAUAAACAAAAGUCCCUUGAGCUCGAAUUCCAACUCAAGAACCAAUUUGGUAAAUUUAAAUAGAGAAGAAGGGUCUGUCUUGAGGCUUUCUAAGUUGAAGAAUUUCGAUAAGCCAAGUGUGGAAGAUUGUGAUUUGCUGGGAGAAGAAUUGAGAAAGAAGUUAAUGAGUAUUGAACUUUCCGAUCUGGAUAAGAUUAUUGAGUAUUUGAAAAAAACGAAAUCGAAUGGACUUUCUUUGGAACAAGUUUUCCAACAAAAAAGGAAGAGUGGAGACUCGGACUUGGAUGAGAAGAAUCGGGACGUGCUGGAUAUUAAGACUAUUGAAGAAAAAUUGAAAGAUUUGUCAAAAAAUCCAUCCAAAUCUACCAAAGAAGCUAUUGAACAAGAAAUAGAGGAUGUCAAGAAUAAUGUAGCAGGAGACUCAACCAAGGAUGAAAAUUCAAGUUUGAACGAAACAUAUGAUCAAAUUCUAAACAAGUUUGCAUCUUGA